UGAUUGGUAUAAAUUAGCUGCAAAUCGUAAACUCGCCUUCGACAUUUCUCGCAAUUCUCUCUGCGAUUCUCACCAACAUCGUCAAAGCACUAAUAUAUAAAUAUUCAGUAGCUGAAGAUUUCAUUUGCCAAACGACGCACGGUGACUCUGUUAUUACUGUAUUUAUUCGCUCUUCUUCGUUUCCCUAACUAGCACUUCCACAAAACAAGAGGAAUUUGCUUACGCAUUACAAAGAGAAUAAUGGGAAAGCAGAAAGGAGAAAACGCCAGAAGCAAGUCACGCCCUUCCAGUAGCAGUCUCGCCGCCUCGCUCUUGCCUUCCGGCCCCGCCGCCGCUGCCGCCGUCGGAUUCGGUGGUUUUGUCGGCAGCUCGCGCCUUGAUCUUCCUUCUUCGUCCGAGGACUCCCUCCCCUUUGUCGAUGUUGAUAGUGAGCUUGCGGUUCACUUGAAGAGGCUAGGCAGGAAGGAUCCCACCACUAAGCUUAAGGCAUUGGCAGCUCUAUCUAUGCUGCUUCAAGAAAAGUCUGCAAAAGAAAGCAUUCUAAUAGUUCCGCAAUGGGCAUUUGAGUAUAAAAGGCUUUUGCUGGACUACAAUAGGGAGGUUCGGCGGGCCACUCAUGAUACCAUGACCGCUCUUGUUACUUCUGUUGGGAGAGAUUUAGCUCUGCAUUUGAAGACUUUGAUGGGACCAUGGUGGUUUGCUCAAUUUGAUCCAGUUUCUGAAGUUUCUCAGGCAGCAAAAAGGUCUUUCCAGGCAGCCUUUCCAGCACAGGAAAAGAGACUUGAUGCUUUGAUUUUAUGCACAACACAAAUAUUUAUGUAUUUAGAAGAAAACCUAAAGCUCACACCGCAAAAUUUAUCUGAUAAAGCUGUAGCUACAGAUGAGUUAGAUGAGAUAUAUCAGCAGGUGAUAUCAUCAACGUUGUUAGCAUUGGCCACUCUUCUUGAUGUUUUAAUUUGCUUACAACAAGGACCUGGUUUUGAGAACGUAACUACUGAACCUAAACAUGCUUCUAAGGCUAGGGUGGCUGCUGUUUCUUUUACUGAGAAGCUGUUCAAAGAUCAUAAAUACUUUCAUGACUUUUUGAGGUCACAAAGGCCUAGCAUUCGAUCAGCUACUUAUAGUGUAUUGAAGAGCUUAAUAAAAAAUAUGCCACAGGCUAUUAAUGAUGGAAAUUUAAAAACUGUUGCUGGUGCAAUUCUUGGUGCUUUCAAUGAGAAGGAUCCAACUUGUCAUCCCUCAAUGUGGGAUGUAAUAUUACUUUUCUCUAGAAAAUUCCCAGAUGGUUGGUCUUCCUUAAACAUUCAAAAAAGCAUACUAAAUCCAUUUUGGAAUUUUCUUAGGAAUGGUUGUUUUGGUUCCCAGAAGGUUUCAUAUCCAGCUUUGGUUUUAUUUUUAGACAAUGUUCCACCUACAUCUGUCAGAGGGGAUAAGUUUUUUCUUGAAUUUUUCAAGAACUUGUGGGCUGGAAGGAGAAUUUCUCUAUCUACAGAUAGACUGGCAUUUUUCCAGGCACUGCAAGAAUGUUUCCUUUGGUCUUUGAAAAAUGCUUCAAGAUAUAAUGAUGGAGAAGAGUCAAUCUGUCAUUUCCGAGUCACUCUUGUUGAUCAUGUCCUUGUAAAGCUUUUUUGGAAGGAUUUCCUUACAGCUGGAACCUCGAGAGCCGAUGACAUAAUCAACGCAGGAAAAUCAACAAUUUCAUCGGAGGAAAAUGUUUCUGAAAACGAGAAAGUGGAUAUGCUGAGUAUGAAGUAUCCUAUGCCCUAUUUGCAAGAGUUGGGGAAUUGCUUUAUUGAAAUCCUUUUAGGCAUUUAUAUAUUGGAUAUCAAUGUUCUAUCUGUUUUUAUUGAGGAACUUCAGGUUAAUUGCAUGGGUGCUCUUGAGCAAGCAGUUAAUGUGGACAUUGUUGAACGAAUCAUUUUGUUCAUGUUUUUGCUGGAAAAACAUGCUGUGCUGAAAGGUGCAAUUUGGCCAUUGGCCUAUAUUGUGGGACCAAUGUUGGCGAAGUCUUUCUCACUCAUUAAAUCUUCAGAUUCACCAGAUACUGUGAGACUUCUGUCAGUUGCUAUUUCAGUAUUUGGACCACAAAUGAUUGUCCAAGAAGUUUUUAUUAAAAACAAAGGGCAUUACUCUAGUCAGGUUUCGUGUAAUGGGGAUAAAUUAGGGGAAGCUGAAGACUUUAUGCAAAUAUUCAAGAAUAUAUUUGUUCCUUGGUGCCUGCAAUCAAAUAGUUGCUCAACCAGUGCUCUGCUAGAUUUGUUGUUGGCACUGCUGGAUGAUGAGUAUUUCUCAGAACAAUGGUCCUUCAUCGUCAACUAUGUGAUUGGCCAAAGUUAUUCUGAGUUUGAAUCAAGGUUAUUAGAUGCUGACCAUGCGGCAAUAUUGGCUAUGCUCCUAGAAAAAGCAAGGGAUGGGAGAAUGAAGAGGAAAGUGAAAGAUGAUUCCAGUCAUAGUCCAGGCAGCAAUGCCAAAGAUUGGCAUCAUCAAUAUCUCGAAUCAUCUGCUAUUGCUGUUUCUCAAUCCCUGCCGCCCUUCAGCACUUCUCAUGUGCAGUUUAUAUGCUCUCUUCUCGGUGGUUUAACAGAAGAAAAAUCUUCUUUUUUGUCAAGAAAUGCUUUGAUUCUCAUUUAUGAAGAGAUUUUCAGGAAGUUACUAUGUUUUCUCCAGGCUUCACCUUUCUUUUGGGUACAGAAUGCAGCUUCUGUUUUAAUCAAUGAUGAAAAAAUCCCUGUAGAAUUUGAUAGUUCUCUCAACAUUGUUGAGAUAGCUCAAUUUUCUCUUGAGAUACUUGAUGGUAGUUUCUAUAGCCUGAAGACUCUUGAUGGGGAAAGUGGACUUGUAUCUGGAAUUUUAUCUGCAAUUUUUGUCAUUGAAUGGGAGUGUAAUUUAAGCAAAGCACUAGGUUAUUCACUUGAUGACAAUUCAAUGAUACAAAUCAAGCCCAGGAUAACAUUUGGUGAAUUAGUGUGUGCUUUCCAUAACAAGAUAAAUGUUCAAUUUUUGAAAAGCCUUUGCUCAGAUAGCCGCAAGAGAUUGUCAAAUAUCUUAGUUCAGUCAACAAGGUUAGCGCUAUUUGCCGAAGACAGACUUAUUAAUGAUGAAAUUGUAUCGUUAUGCUGUACAUGGGUUCUUGAAGUUCUUGAGCAUGUCUGUGUGGAUGAAAAUGAAGAACAAAGUCUGCUACAAUAUCUACUGAGUAAGGAUGAAAUGUGGCCUGCGUUUGUUACUCCAAAUUUUAGCUUGACAAAGGCUUCUGGAGACAAGAAGUUUGUUGCUUUAAUUGACAAGUUAAUAUCAAAAAUAGGGAUUGAUAGAGUUAUUUCUGGGUGUGGUGUUCUUAAUCCAUCUUUGCUUGGAAAAGGUCAAGAGCUUGCAUCUUCUGCAUGGUUAGGUGCUGAAAUCCUGUGCACGUGGAGAUGGCCUGGAAGCUGUGCCAUGUCUUCUUUCUUACCUUCAUUCUGUGCUUAUGCCAAGGGCAAUAAUUAUGUCCAGGAAGGCCUGUUAGAUGAAACAUUGAGAAUUUUGCUUGAUGGUUCCCUUGUUUAUGGAGGCACUGGCACAAAGAGUUCCGUUAGUAUGUGGCCAGUUCCAGCUGAUGAAAUGGAAGGUGUUGAAGAACCAUUCUUAAGAGCACUUGUUUCGUUUCUCUCUGCUUUAUUCAAAGAGAAAAUAUGGGGCCCAGCAAAGGCAUCCAGUCUGAUAGAACUUUUUGUGAAUAAACUCUUUAUUGGGGAAGCAGUUAAUACUAAUUGUCUUAAGAUUCUACCUUUGCUUAUAAAUAUACUUCUAGAACCAUUUUAUGGGUAUGAGGAACCUGGUACUGGUGUCCAUCAUUGUUCUUUAGAAGAAAGAUUCGUGCAAAAUACUAUGAUAGACUGGCUGGAGAGGGCACUAAGUCUUCCACCUUUGGUCACAUGGAAAACAGGAGAAGACAUGGAAGAUUGGCUUCAGUUGGUUAUUGCCUGUUAUCCCUUCAUCUCAGUGUCUGGUCCACAAGCAUUGAAGCCAGCGAGAAGUAUCAGCUCUGAUGAGAGGAAGCUUCUCUAUAAAUUAUUCCAGAAGCAAAGACAUGUUGCUGGUGGAUCAGCUAUAUUUAAUCAGCUUACAGUGGUGCAGAUGCUUCUAUCAAAACUUAUGAUUGUUUCUGUAGGAUAUUGCUGGAAUGAAUUCUGUAAAGAAGAUUGGGACUUUUUAUUGUCUAACCUAAGGUGUUGGAUUCAAUCAGCAGUUGUCAUGAUGGAGGAUAUAACUGAAAAUAUAAAUGGUGUUGUUGAUAGCUCAGCUGAUAAUUUAAAUCUGAUGAGUCAGAAAAUUGAGCAAAUUAUUUUAAUUUCAGAUCCUUUUCCAAUAAAGAUUUGUGAAAAUGCCCUUUUCUCUUUUUUGCUUCUCCUUAAGCAUUGUAAACUUCAACAAGAUGAAGAGAGAGAUAAUCUAAGUACAUUUAAAUCAGAAAAUUUGGAUUCUGUUAAAGAUCGAAUUCUAGAGGGUGUCCUCCGCCUACUAUUUUGUACUGGAAUUUCUGAGGCUAUUGCAUCUGCUUGCUGUAAAGAAGCUGCCUUAGUUGUUGCAUCAUCACGGGUUGAAUAUACACACUUCUGGAAUUUGGUAUCUUUUGGGGUUGUUAAUUCCUCUUCACAAUGUAGAGAUAAAGCAGUGAAGUCAGUUGAAUUUUUGGGACUAAGGAAAGGGUCUAUUAGCUCUUUGUAUGCUUUACUUUUUACUUCCAAGCCAAUUCCUCCAUUGCAGUUUGCUGCAUAUUUUGUUCUUUCAAAUGAGCCUGUUUUAAGCAUUGCCAUCCUUGAAGAUAAUGCUUGCAACUCAAACGUAUAUGCUGCUACUGACGUUGAUGUCAGGGGGCAUGACAUGUCAAUAGAAGAAAAGGUCCAUCUGAAAAAGGAAAUAUCUGUCAUGGUAGAAAGGGCACCUUUUGAGGUUCUUGGAACGGAGUCUCUUUCACAUCAACGCGUAAAUCUCUUCCUUGCUUGGUCUUUGUUGUUAUCACAUCUACAGUCAUUAUCUUCCUCGUCUCAAAGGGAGAGACUGAUCCAGUACAUACAAGACUCUGCUACUCCAGUUGUUUUGGAUUGCCUUUUUCAGCAUAUUCCUGUAGAGACUUUCACAGUUCAGAGUCUAAAGAAGAAAGAUGCAGAGCUCUCUGGUGGUUUGUCGGAAGCUGCAAGUGCUGCAACCCGUGCCACCACAACUGGUUCACUCUUGUUUGCUGUGGAAUCUCUUUGGCCUGUUCAAUCGGAGAAAAUUUCAUCACUUGCUGGUGCAAUAUAUGGUUUAAUGCUCCAGGUUCUUCCAGCUUAUGUACGUGGCUGGUUUAGUGAUUUACGUGACCGUAACACUUCAGCUGUCAUUGAAUCCUUUACAAGGACUUGCUGCAGCCCUCCUCUCAUUGCAAAUGAAUUGUCUCAGAUUAAGAAAGCCGACUUUCGUGAUGAGAAUUUCUCAGUAAGUGUAAGCAAAUCAGCAAAUGAGAUUGUUGCUACUUACACAAAGGAUGAAACGGGAAUGGAUCUAGUCAUUCGUCUCCCUGCAUCUUAUCCACUAAGGCCAGUAGAUGUUGAUUGUACAAGGAGCCUUGGAAUUGCUGAGACCAAGCAAAGGAAAUGGUUGAUGUCAAUGAUGCUAUUUGUUCGUAAUCAGAAUGGGGCUUUAGCAGAAUCUAUAGGAAUUUGGAAGCGCAAUUUCGAUAAAGAAUUUGAAGGUGUUGAGGAGUGCCCGAUCUGUUACAGUGUAAUUCACACCGCAGACCACAGUCUUCCUCGUCUUGGUUGCAAGACAUGCAAACACAAAUUUCAUUCUGCUUGUCUUUGUAAAUGGUUUUCUACUUCUCACAAAUCAUCAUGCCCACUGUGUCAAUCUCCGUUCUAUGGUUUACACCUUGAGUAAUGAAUUCAAUUUUACCAAUUUUUCUGGCUGGUGAUUUCUUGCACUGAAAGUAGUGGAUGAGGAGAAUGUCUCGACAUAUGAGAAUCAACAGUAAUUUCAAGCAUUGAGAAUCAAUGCUCUGAUUGAGGCAGGGACAACUUACAAACUACAACAGGUUACCGAAGCAAAAGUGAUUUACAGAUUCUUUUCUCCACUAAGCUUCUUUUUAGUCACAGCGUUCAACUCGAAAUUAAUGAGGAAGUUGAACAGUGGUUUUUGCGGCAACAGCAUGGGUGUAUCAUAUUUUCCAUUAGGAGAGGUGAAUCAGAUUCCUUUUUCUUUUGUCAUAUUUAUCCUCUCAUUGAAUUUUGCUUCCCAUGGUUGUAAUAGUUAUUGCUUCGCAUUGUUUUUGUUGUUUAGAGGAGGUUAGUUCUGAUCAAACAGGUAGUCUGAAUCAGAAUGGCUUGUACAUUUUAGAUUAUUUGAUUGUCAUGGAAUCACUCAUAAAGUAAAGGAUCAAUAUUUGGGAAUGAGUGAUACUUGAUCAAUUUAAUUGUUUAUUAGAAUUUAAUUUUAUAAUAUCAACUUACAGUGA
Molecule: messenger RNA, 6472 nt
Organism: Vigna umbellata (rice bean)
Lineage: Eukaryota; Viridiplantae; Streptophyta; Magnoliopsida; Fabales; Fabaceae
Product: HEAT/U-box domain-containing protein
Biological process (GO): rescue of stalled cytosolic ribosome; ribosome-associated ubiquitin-dependent protein catabolic process
Cellular component (GO): cytosol; RQC complex
Molecular function (GO): ubiquitin protein ligase activity; ribosomal large subunit binding
Source: RefSeq, a predicted model, not a curated record